CUGCCUCCACUCAAAGUACCGGGUGGAAGCGUCUCUCUCUCCAUCUCUGUAGCCGGGCUCAGUGCGUCUGCUGUCCGCUAGAGGGCGGCACUGAGGGGCCCGGCGAUGAAAUAGUCCCAGGCAGGCUGGAGAGCCGCUGAGCCGGGGAGAGCAGACAGACACAGCGGAGAGCUGGUGGAGGGAAGAAGGUUGCCUCAUGCCGCCGGGCUUUACCGGGAAUUAAUCACCUGACGUCCAGCGGACUCUGUCGGUUCCGGAAGGAGGAUAUUACAACACAACAAAAUGCAUCUUUUGGGGAUUUGGACGCUGAUGGCGGCUCUGCAGGUUGUUGUUCUGGCUGAGAAGGCCGAGCCACUGUCGUCAAGCGAGCUGGGCUCGUUGCCAUGCACGCGGGGCUUCACUCAGGAGGAAUACAUCAUCCACACGGAGCAGGAGCUGGCCAAGGGACAGGCCGUCUUCAACGUGAGCUUCGUGGACUGCGGGACAGGGAAGGUGUGGUUUCAGGUUGGAGAUUCGUCUGAUUUCAGGGUGAGUGAGGACGGCGUGGUCUACGCCCUGCGCCGCCUCAGCCUGGCAGGGAAGGGAAACGCUGUGGAGGUGGUCUACGCUCGAGACCUGCAGUCCAAACAGGUCUGGAAGACCAGAGUGCACCUCCGCGUCCAUCCACAUGGCAACAGCACGGGACCUGAACAGGUAAAGCCCAGUGAUGCAACACUGACUCAGCGGGUACAAGAGAUCUUGUUUCCAUGGCGCAGCGUGGUUGUCAGGGGCGAUGGCAGUCUGAGGCGGGUGAAGAGGGACUGGGUCAUUCCGCCUAUCAACGUCCCCGAGAACUCGCGAGGACAGUUCCCUGAGGACCUAGUCCGAAUCCGCUCCGACCGGGAUAAGAACCGGAUGCUGCGGUACAGCGUGACGGGCCCCGGGGCCGACCAGCCUCCCACCGGCAUCUUCAUCAUCAACCCCAUCUCGGGCCAGCUGUCCGUCACCAAGCCUCUGGACAGAGAGCACAUCUCCAACUUCCAUUUGCGAGCCCACGCGGUGGACCUGAAUGGUAAUCAGGUGGAGAACCCCAUCGACAUCGUUAUUAACGUCAUCGACCAGAACGACAACAGACCAGAGUUCACACACACCGUCUUCAACGGCUCUGUACCUGAGGGAUCCAAGCCUGGAUCCUUUGUGAUGACGGUGACAGCAGUGGACAAAGAUGAUCCAAAAACUGCUAACGGGAUGCUGCGAUACAAGAUCGCCUCCCAGAAUCCCCAGAGUCCCUCCUCCAACAUGUUCACCAUAAACAACAAGACUGGUGACAUCAUCACUGUGGCAGCAGGCCUUGAUCGAGAGAAAGUCACCCAGUACACCCUGAUCAUCAUGGCCACGGACAUGGAGGGGAACCCCACCUACGGCCUGUCCAACACCGCCACCACCGUCAUCAGGGUCACUGAUGUCAACGACAACCCCCCAGAAUUCACCACGGACACAUUCUUCGGUGAGGUUCAUGAGAACAGGGUGAAUGUGAUCGUCGCUAACCUGACUGUGACUGACAAGGACCAGCCUCACACUUCAGCCUGGAGCGCUGUGUACCGCAUCAUCGCUGGAGACCCCACUGGACGCUUCUCCAUCCCCACGGACCCCACCACCAACGAGGGCCUGCUCACUGUGGUCAAGCCCGUAGACUUUGAGCUGAGCCGCUCCUUUAUGCUGACGGUGGAGGCGGAGAACGAGGUCCCGCUGGCCCGUGGCAUCCACCUGCCUCGCCAGUCCACAGCCACCGUCUCCGUACGCAUCCUGGACAUCAACGAGAGUCCGGAGUUCAGCCCCAAUCCCAAGUCCAUCAAACUGGAAGAGGGUCUGCCUGCAGGCUCUCUGCUCACCACCUUCACUGCCCAGGACCCCGACCGCUUCAUGAGACAAACUGUCCGGUACUCCAAGAUGUACGACCCUGCUAACUGGCUGGAGAUUGACCCGGUUAACGGUCGGAUUUCCACCAUCGCCGUCCUUGACCGAGAGUCUCCCUACGUCAAGAACAACCUCUACAACGUUACAUUCAUGGCUUCUGAUAACGGCAUCCCGCCUGCCAGCGGGACAGGCACCCUUCAGAUGUACCUGCUGGACAUAAAUGACAACGCGCCUCACGUGUUCCCCCCUGAGGUGGAGAUGUGUGAGAGGCCAGAUCCAAACGGCAUCAACAUCACAGCCAGUGACCCCGACCUGACGCCUAACGCGGGACCCUUCGCCUUCGAGCUGGCCAAUCGUCCUUCGGACGUACGCCGCAACUGGACGCUCACUCGCCUCAAUGGCGAGCACACCCAGCUCCGACUGAGGAUCGGCUCCCUGGCCAGUGGGAUCUACGAGGUACCCAUCAUGAUCACAGACUCUGGCAACCUGCCCAUGUCCAACACGUCCUAUCUGAGAGUCAAGGUCUGCCAGUGUGAUCACCAUGGAGACUGCGUGGACAUGGAGCGAAUCAUCGCCGCUGGACUGGGCACCGGAGCCAUCAUUGGCAUCCUCAUCUGUAUCAUCAUACUGUUAGUGCUGGUGCUGCUGUUUGUGAUGUGGAUGAAGAGGAGGGACAAAGAGCGGCAGGCCAAGCAGCUCCUCAUCGACCCAGAGGACGACGUCCGAGACAACAUCCUGAAAUAUGAUGAGGAGGGAGGGGGAGAGGAGGACCAGGACUACGAUCUGAGUCAGCUGCAGCAGCCUGAUGCCCUGGAGCCAGAGUGUGUCAAAGUGGGGAUCAGACGUCUGGAUGAGAGGCCCCUCCAUCAUGAGCACCAGUACCCUCUCCGCUCCGCUGCCCCCCACCCAGGAGACAUAGGAGACUUCAUCCACGAGGGCCUGAAGGCAGCAGACAACGACCCCACCGCCCCCCUCGACUCCCUGCUGGUGUUUGACUAUGAGGGCAGCGGUUCCACCGCCGGCUCCCUCAGCUCCCUGCACUCCUCCUCCAGCUGCGGAGACCAAGACUAUGACUACCUCGGCGACUGGGGGCCGCGCUUCCGCAAGCUGGCCGACCUGUACGGCGGCGGUGACGACUAGCACUCUCCACCUCGACCUACACCACCACCACCCCCCAC
This is a messenger RNA of Perca flavescens (yellow perch), 3074 nucleotides long. Its product is annotated as cadherin-2-like. The record is from RefSeq and is a predicted model, not a curated record. Gene Ontology annotation, cellular component: adherens junction; presynaptic active zone membrane; plasma membrane. Lineage: Eukaryota; Metazoa; Chordata; Actinopteri; Perciformes; Percidae. Gene Ontology annotation, biological process: cell migration; synapse assembly; homophilic cell-cell adhesion. Gene Ontology annotation, molecular function: cadherin binding; beta-catenin binding; calcium ion binding.